Molecule: messenger RNA, 1581 nt
Organism: Penicillium pulvis
Lineage: Eukaryota; Fungi; Ascomycota; Eurotiomycetes; Eurotiales; Aspergillaceae
Product: cytochrome P450
Exons: 7
Coding region: 1-1581 (526 amino acids)
Molecular function (GO): oxidoreductase activity, acting on paired donors, with incorporation or reduction of molecular oxygen; iron ion binding; monooxygenase activity
Source: RefSeq, a predicted model, not a curated record
AUGGGAUUCACCACGCUAGCAGCCUUGACUGCCGCCUUGGCCUUUUUCUUCUUCAUUUUACGGACAUUUUCCUUAGAACCAAAGCUUGGCAAAUUACCUCCCGGUCCCAAAGGCAAACCUAUUAUCGGAAAUCUGCUUGAUCUACCCGCAGAAGGGGCACAAGAAUGCACGCACUGGCUAAGGCACAAAGAGCUUUAUGGUCCUUUGAGCUCCGUCACAGUCCUCGGCCAAACAGUGGUUAUUAUCAAUGACAGAGAGCUGGCAGUCCAGAUAUUGGAGAAGAACUCGGCUAAGCAUUCAUCUCGUCCUCGCCUUGUCUUCGCAGACGAACUCUCGGGAUGGGGUAAGACACCCGUAAGUCAAGAUAACACCAGUCUCCUUCGGACAUAUCGUCGGGCAAUGGCUCGCAUCAUCGGAACUCGUGCAGCUGCCUCGAAGUUUGAUCAAUUGCUUGUUGUGGAGGCCCGGCGACUCCUAUGGCGCUUACUUGAUCGUCCACAAGACUUUAUGAAUCACAUCAGAACCGCCGCCGGAGCUUUUGUUCUGAAAAUGACCUAUGGAUAUGACAUUGUUCCCCAUGAUAAAGAUCCUCUGGUUAGCUUGGCUGAUUUGGCACUGGAGCAGUUCUCAAAGGCGGUGGUUCCAGGAGCAUGGUUGGUGGAUAUGAUUCCAGCACUGAAGUACAUUCCAGAGUGGGCUCCAGGGUCGGGCUUCAAAAAGACGGCACGCUUUUAUCUUGAAACCCUCACAAACCUUACCGAGCACCCAUUCAAGUUCACCAAGUACAAAAUGAGCCAAGGUUCUAAUGGUCCAUCGUUCGUAUCCGAGCUGCUCAGCCAGGGAGAGGAUGAAGAUAUCACAAAAUGGUCAGCCGUGGCACUAUAUGGUGGUGGGGCAGACACAACCGUAGCCGCUUUGGCAGGGUUCUUCCUCGCGAUGACACUAUUUCCAGACGUCCAGCGCAAAGCACAAGACGAAAUUGACCGUGUAUUUGGGGAGCCAGCUUUGCCUACGCUUGAUGACCGGGAUAGACUGCCGUAUAUUGAUGCAGUCGUCAAAGAAGUCCUUCGUUGGCACGUGGUCGCGCCACUUGGGGUGCCCCAUCGAACCGAUGAAGAUGAUAUUGUGGCUGGAUAUCUGAUUCCGAAGAACGCCCUUCUGCUGCCUAACAUCCGCGCUUUCAAUCAUGAUCCUGAGGUAUAUCCCGAACCAUCAGUAUUCCGGCCUGAACGAUACCUCCCGGAAGAGGGACGGGAUGUUGAGCCUGAUCCACACGGUACAAGCUUCGGUUAUGGACGUCGCCUCUGUCCGGGCCGUAUCGUUGCUGAUACUUCCUUGUUUUUGACUAUCGCAAAUACUUUGGCUACCUUCAAUAUCACCAAGGGUGUCGGGUCAGACGGUCGGGAGAUUGAGCCGCCUGUUGACUUUACGCCGGGUAUUAUCAGUCACCCUCUGCCCUAUGAGUGCAACUUUACCCCGCGGAGCGAGAAGCAUAAAGCAUUGAUUCUGGACUUUGAGCGUGAAACCCCAUUCGAGAAUAGUGAUGCUGUGGCUUUGAGUGAGGCUCUCAAGCGCAUAUAG